GGCGGGGGGGGAGAGAAGGCCUGAAUGCUGCGCGUGCGCACUGAGGCGCUAGAGGGUGGAGGUAACACUUGCUCUUCAAGGUCUUAGGCAACCGGAGCGCGCGACCCUUCUCCGGAGCGCGACGCGAAACCCUCCGGGCUUGUAGACUUGACGGUCCACGUCCUUGUACUUUCACAAACGUCUCUUCCAAAAUUCAUUCUCGCAGAGCCCAGACUCUUGCUUUGCGUCCACGAUGAGCAACAUGACCCAGAAUCUACGGGAAAUAAUGAAGGUUAUGUUCAAAGUUCCCGGUUUUGAUAGAGUUUUGGAAAAGGUGACGCUUGUCUCUGCUGCUCCUGAAAAGCUAAUCUGUGAAAUGAAAGUGGAGGAGCAGCACACUAAUAAGUUUGGUACUCUCCACGGCGGCUUGACGGCAACCCUUGUGGACAGCAUAUCCACCAUGGCUCUAAUGUGCACAGAAAGAGGGGCACCCGGAGUCAGUAUUGACAUGAACAUAACGUACAUGUCACCUGCUAAGAUCGGAGAAGAAAUAGUGAUCACAGCACAUAUUCUGAAGCAAGGAAGAACGCUGGCAUUUGCUUCAGUGGACCUGACCAACAAGGCCACAGGAAAAUUAAUAGCACAAGGCAGACACACAAAGCAUCUGGGAAACUGAGAACAUCGGGAUGACCUGAAGACGCCCAACAAUGCCGAGUAUAGUUUGUGAACAACUUUCUGAAAUAAAUGAUCAAAACCAGAAGUA
Molecule: messenger RNA, 742 nt
Organism: Rattus rattus (black rat)
Lineage: Eukaryota; Metazoa; Chordata; Mammalia; Rodentia; Muridae
Gene: Acot13
Product: acyl-CoA thioesterase 13
Exons: 3
Coding region: 233-655 (140 amino acids)
Molecular function (GO): fatty acyl-CoA hydrolase activity
Source: RefSeq, a predicted model, not a curated record